Molecule: messenger RNA, 228 nt
Organism: Pyricularia grisea
Lineage: Eukaryota; Fungi; Ascomycota; Sordariomycetes; Magnaporthales; Pyriculariaceae
Exons: 1
Source: RefSeq, a predicted model, not a curated record
GAACUUAGCAAAACUGCGGUUAGGGAUUCAGAAAAGCCCCCAGCUUACCAUUCGGCGAACUACAUAGGUAAAGAUUUUCACUCUUUUUGUUCUUUCAUCUAUUUCUUUUUUGGCAGGGCGGGGAGAAACCAACAAAAGAAGGGCACAUGGCCAAGGUCGGACGAUCACCGACGAUCUUGGGCAGCAUUGGCGUGUUUCAUGUUUUUUUAUUUUUUUUUUAUUUUCUAG